CUAUAACCUAGACACUACAACUCAGAAAACGGAGAGUGCAGCUAAGAAGAAAAGUUGCAAACAACAAGAUCGAUCAUGUUUCUGCCUCACGAAUUGAUUAUCCAAAUCUUACUGAGGUUGCCGGUAAAGUCUCUUAUACGUUUCAAGUCUGUUUGUAAGUUGUGGUUUUCUCUUAUUUCUCAUGAUCCUCACUUUGCUAAUUCACAUUUUCAUCUUAACUCUGCAACACACACUCGUAGAAUUCUAUUAAUAUCAUAUAGAAUUCUUCAAUCUCGAUCCAUCGAUUUUGAAGCAUCGUUUCACGAUGACAAUGCUUCUUUUUCACACAACCUUGAUUCUAUCUUUCCAAAGGAUUUUAGAGGUUUUGAAAUUAGAGGAUCAUGUAGAGGUUUCAUACUUUUCUGCAGUUCCUUAAACAUCUACCUUUGGAAUCCAUCCACUGGACUUCAUAAACAAUUUCCUUUAUCUCCUUUUGGUUCCAUUUUACAUACUGAAUAUUUCUAUGGUUUUGGGUAUGACGAUUCAACCGAUGAUUAUUUGGUUGUUUCAAUGUCUCGCAUUAAUUCAAGAGAUCCUCCGUUACGCUUGGAGUACUUCUCAUUGAAAUCUAAUACAUGGAAACAAGUUGAGGGUCCUUACCUCCCUUAUGGAUUCCAGGAGUAUGAGCCCAAAGGUGGUUUGCUCUAUAAGGGAGCUAUUCAUUGGGUGGCUUUUCGCUAUGAUUUACAAAGUGAUGGUAUUGUUGCAUUUGAUUUAUACGAAAGGAAACUUUCGUAUAUGCCUUUGCCGAGUGAUUGUUAUGGUAGUCCUUCGGAUAGAGGUUUGUGGAUAUAUGGAGAAUUUCUCAGUGUAUAUACUUGGAAUUAUAGUAAUGAUACGGUUGAAAUAUGGGUGAUGAAAGAAUACAAAGUUAACUCCUCUUGGACUAUGACUCUUGUUCUUCCUAUUGAUCCCUUUUUUCCUUUGUGUUGUGCAAAAAAUGGUGAUAUUAUUGGAACAGAUGGUGAAGAUGAAUUGGUGAAGUGUGAUAAAAGUGGACAGUGUCUGGAGCAACAUUCUUAUCCUAAUUACGAUCUUACAUGUGAAUUGACUAUGCAUAUAGAUUCUCUGCUUUCACUCCCCGGUGGUGAUGGUGACAACCAACAAGCUUAGGAUGCUUCACUAUUUUCUUGAUAUUUAUAUUGAACUAUAGCAUAGCUCCUACUGUAACAAUGCAGGUUUCCCCAAGUGGCUUUGUAUGUAGAGUCUUCGCAUUCAUGGUGAAUUGAGAAAGCUUAAGAAGAUGACGGACGCAAACUAGAAGAAUGAAGAAGAAUGAUGUUUUGAAUCAUAUGUUUGGAUGCAAUUGUAGGGUACUAUGUCUUUGAUUGCAUUUGUAACGAGUAAGUGUGCCACAUGAGCUAAUGUUUAUUGGUUGUUUGUA
Messenger RNA from Vicia villosa (hairy vetch), 1423 nucleotides. RefSeq names its product F-box/kelch-repeat protein At3g06240-like. The coding region runs from base 76 to 1152 and encodes 358 amino acids. The transcript has a single exon. NCBI's taxonomy places the organism in Eukaryota, Viridiplantae, Streptophyta, Magnoliopsida, Fabales, Fabaceae. Gene Ontology annotation, molecular function: protein binding. The record is from RefSeq and is a predicted model, not a curated record.